CUGCACGAAAACUGAGGUCCUAGCUGCCGUUUUCACUCGGCCUCGUACAGUGUCUGGCAUAUCAUAGGUGUCCGAUAGACGGUUGUUGAACGAAUGAAUGAAGAAUGAGGUCGGGAAGGACUGCUCGACUAACUCGCACCCUUAUGGGAAGCUACUGCCCUUCUUGUGAUUCAGCCCGGAUCCUUCUAGCAUACUGCGACCUCCAGGAACGAAAGGAGAGAGAAAGUGGCCGCAGGGAAAGAGGAACCAGAUUCCAAUUAGCAUCUCCCAGUGGGUUCCAGUAUGCAGCCGGUUGGUACCUUUGUCUCCUACACAGGGACAGUGGGGCAGGGCUCUGUCUGGCAUUUUCCAGGCCAGGGAUUGAGCCUGCAACCGAGGGGCCCCAGAUGAGCCAGUCCUUAGCAUGUGGUGGAUCAGAACAGAUUUCUGGAAUAGACAUACAGCUGAGUAGGAAGUAUCACACUACAAAUAAGUUUUCUACUACCAAGGAUUUCCCACAGCCAGUUGAGGAGAAGGUUGGCACCUUCACGAAGAUAAUAGAAGCCAUGGGAUUCACAGGACCUUUGAAAUACAGUAAAUGGAAGAUUAAGAUUGCAGCCCUACGAAUGUAUACUAGCUGUGUGAAGAAAACUGACUUCGAGGAAUUCUUUCUAAGGUGUCAGAUGCCUGAUACAUUCAAUUCAUGGUUUCUUAUAACUCUUCUUCAUGUCUGGAUGUGUCUAGUCCGAAUGAAGCAGGAAGGCCGGACUGGGAAAUACAUGUGUCGUAUCAUAGUUCAUUUUAUGUGGGAAGAUGUUGAGCAGCGUGGCAGAGUGAUGGGGGUUAAUCCCUAUAUCCUGAAGAAGAACAUGAUGGUUAUGACAAAUAAUUUCUAUGCAGCAAUCUUGGGAUAUGAUGAGGGGAUCCUUUCAGAUGAUCAUGGGCUGGCUGCUGCCCUAUGGAGAACCUUCUUCAACCAGAAAUGUGAAGACCCCCGACAGCUUGAACUAUUGGUGGAAUAUGUGAGGAAACAGAUUCAGUACCUGGACUCCAUGAAUGGUGAGGAUCUGCUUCUAACCGGGGAGGUGAGCUGGCGCCCUCUAGUGGAGAAGAAUCCUCAGAGCGUCCUGAAGCCCCAUUCCCCAGUUUAUAAUGACGAGGGUCUUUGAUGGGCUGGUCCCUCUGAGCAGCUGGCCCGCUGGUGUUGAAGAACCACCAGAGAAGAAGUGCCCAGGACCCUGCAGAAAGUGGCCUGAACUGACCUAUGAACAGCAUCUGUCAACUACCUGGCCCCAUUUGUGUUGAUUUUCCUCUUAGUGUACCCAGGAAUUUGAUCUGGUCGGGGUUAGUAAUGGGAGAAGCUCUUUUGGGGUGUUUUCUCCCUCAUGAGAAGCCCUGAGCAAGAGCUCCCCAGCAAACAUUCUCUAAGUCCCCUCUAGCAACCUUGUGAUGGACAGCUUUUCCCAAAGGCCGCAGAAGGGAUGGGGGUACAUUAGAAAGAGGACACCCCACCCAGGGCCCACUGUGGCCCAGGAGCAGUUUGUAAUGCUGCUGAGUCAAGAUGGGUAGCCAUGCUCUGUCCGCCGGCUGUGAGCUGUGGGGUUGCGUUGGCCAUUAAAAGAGUCAGAUUGAACUCUCCCAUGAUUCUUCUCUAAUCCAGGGUCUUUCAGAAACUCACCUGAGGCGGCAGGUGCUAUAAGCCGAGGGUACCCCCCGCUCAGAGACACAGGCAGGGAGAGGCUCAGGAGGGUCCCUGCUGCUGCCUUUGCCUCCAAUUCACGGAGAUGUCACUGUUCUGGCUCGUCCAUGGCUUGCCAGGCCCUGUCCUCUGGGCCCCAAAGGCCUCUGAUGACCAAGUGCUUGUCAUAUCCCAAGUCAUAUGGAAAGAGGCCUCAAGAACAGUGAACCAGGUGAGGACAUGCUGUCUUUCCUCUCUCGGUUCCCCCUUGUAUGAGAUGUUGAGGAGGAGAAGAAAACAUUCUUCCUGGCUUUGCUGUACCAUCACAGGGCCCAGCCUUGUGCCCAGCUUCCUAUGCCCUUCCCAGCUUCUGAGCCUGUGCUAUCGAGCCAGCUGGGCCUGGGCACUUGAGGACCAGUCCCCUCCUCCCUCUGAGUGUGGGUCAUCUCUUGGGGGAUUUUCUUUAAAUUGAAGAAAGGGGGCGUGGGACCAUAUUGCCCCUCCCCCCAUCAAACUUCCUUCAUUUAACUUGCUAUAAAAUGAGUCACAUAAAGAAACUCUAUAUGGAUGAGGUAUAUCCCACUUCUGUGAAAACAUUACAAAUCAAGCCGCCUUCUCUGAGUUUAUUUAAGAUGAGUUUGUUGUGAACGGAGCUCCAGAGUGAAGCCUCCUCUGUGUGUGUGAGAUAAUAACACCUUGUAACUCAUUACAGCUGGGCACUAUUUACAUAAACCAGAGCUGAGCCAGGCAGGAAUUUGCUGAUUAAUUUAUUUUUAAUGGAGUGAAGUAUACCAUGCACCAAAAUAAACUUUACUGUGUGUACCUAA
This is a messenger RNA of Myotis myotis, 2484 nucleotides long. RefSeq names its product ubiquinol-cytochrome-c reductase complex assembly factor 1. The record is from RefSeq and is a predicted model, not a curated record. NCBI's taxonomy places the organism in Eukaryota, Metazoa, Chordata, Mammalia, Chiroptera, Vespertilionidae. Gene Ontology annotation, biological process: mitochondrial respiratory chain complex III assembly. The coding region runs from base 105 to 1148 and encodes 347 amino acids. Gene Ontology annotation, cellular component: mitochondrion. The transcript is spliced from 11 exons.